CGACAGCGUCCCGGGGGCCUCUGGGGGCCUCGGAGCAAGAUGGCGGCGGCGUCGGGGUCCGAGAGGCGCGAGCGGAGACCUCCGGGGCGAGUGUGAGGAGGGGUCCCGGGGUCCCGGGUAGCUCCGGGCCGGGGCCCCGCUGCGGAACGGACCAUGCUACGUUCUACCGGCUUCUUCCGCUCCAUCGACUGCCCAUACUGGGCGGGAGCUCCCGGGGGGCCUUGCCGGCGGCCCUACUGCCACUUCCGGCACCGCGGAGCUCGGGGCCCCGGCGCGCCCUGGAGCGGCGGAGCGGCGUCUCCCGCAGCAGGGCUUGGCUAUGACCCGUACAACCCGGAGCUGCCUCAGCCUCCUGCGGAGAGAGAGAAUGGCGUGCUGGGCCAAGGAGAUGGCAUGCUGGAGCUGGAGCUGGUCAACCAAGCCAUCGAGGCUGUGCGUGGCGAGGUGGAGCUGGAGCAGAGGCGUUACCAGGAGCUCCUGGAGACGGCACGGGGGCACGGUGCUGGGGCUUCAGCCCUGGCGCCCUGCAGCCCUGCCACGAGCCUGGAUGAUGAUGACACCUUCUCACUGGCCCUCACUUAUACACCAGGUGGCCUGCUGAGCCCAGACUCAGGCUACCAGCCCACCCCACUAGCUGCCCCUGCUGAACCAGGUCACAAGUACUCAUUGGCCCCUUCAGAGAGGGGUCAGGGCAGAGUUGGAGGGGGUACCAGUGCCCUGGAGUAUGUCCCCAAGGCUGUGGGCCAGCCGCGCCGCUGUGGCCGACCCGUGUCUGGGGGCAAGUACGUGGUGGACAGCUCAAAGCCAUCAACAGAUCUAGAGUAUGACCCACUGUCCAACUACUCAGCUCGGCACCUUGGCAGGGCCAGUGCCAGGGAUGAGAGGGCCACCAAGCGGCCUCGAGGCUCCCGGGGUGCUGAGCCCUAUACACCUGCCGUCAAGAAGCCCUGUGACCCCUUUAGUGGCUGUGAGGCCAGGUUCUCAGACUCAGAAGAUGAGGUGGCUAGCCCGCCGAAGGCUGAUAUCAGCAGCCCCAAGGUUGGGGCUGAACCUGAAAGCAAGGCACCUGGGAAACCUGCUUCCAAGGAGGGCCCGGAGCCAGUGGAGGGCAGCCUACGGGGCACCAAGGAAAUGGCUGUGCAGUAUGACGUGGAAGACCUUGGGCAAACUCCGAAAGCAGCAGACACAGUAGCCAGGGCCUCUCACGAUGCUGGGGUCCCCAAGGAUGGCAAAGCCAAGAGAAAGAAAAGUGGGACACCAACCAGCCUCAGCCACAAGGACAAGGCCCGUAAAAGAGACAAGAAGAAAGACAAGGACCCAGGACGGCCCCGGGAAAAGGAGAAGGUGUCUGCAGACAAGAAGAGACCGCAAGCUGGCAGCCCCCGGGGCAAGGGCUCUGAAGGGACCAAGAAAAAGCCGUCCAACACCACUGUGGUGGCCAGCUCAGGGAAAGGGGGGCCAGGCUGCCCCUCCAGUGGAGGGCCCCGGCCCCGAGACUCUGUGUCUGGCCCCCACACACCACUGGCCUGGAAAGGUUGCAGUGAUAAGAAGACACCCUCGGGGAAGUUGGUGGACCGCAAGGCCCGCUCCCUGGACGAGGGCGCCCCCCAGGAAGCCCCUAAGCUCAAGAAGCGGGCCCUGAGCCACGCUGAAUUGUUUGGGGAUGAGAGCGAGGAGGAGGACUCGGGCUUGGGGGCCAGGGCACCCCGGGUCUGGCCCCCCACCCUGCCCAGCCUCAGCUCAGACUCAGGAUCAGACUCUGACUCCAGCCUGGGCCUGGGUGAGACACAGGUGCCCAAGCGUCUCAAGGCCGAGCCACCCGCAUCCCCCGCACCGCCCUCCCCGUCCUCCUCCUCCUCCUCCUCCUCCUCCUCGGGAGCCAGCCAAUGUGCAGAGGAGGAUGUGGACUACUCGGCCCUGGAGAAGGAGGUGGACUUCGAUGCGGACCCCAUGGAGGAGUGCCUGCGGAUCUUCAAUGAGUCUACCAGUGUGAAGACGGAGGACAAGGGCCGGCUGGCCCGGCAGCCCCCCAAGGAGAAGGCUGUGGAGAAGGCGUGUGCAGGCCUGACCACUCUGUUCCCGGGGCAGAAGAGAAGGGUCUCCCACCUCUGCAAGCCAGGCAAGGAGGCAGAGGCCCCAAGGAGGGCCCCCGUGGCUCCCCCAGCCCGGCCCCCGACUGCUCAGGAGGUGUGCUACCGGAGAGCACAGCAGGCUCAGAGGAACUCCGCCAGCUUGUUACAGGUGGCCCCGAGGCCAAACGACAGGCUCUCCUCCGUGCAUAUCUCUGCCCCUGGGGAGAAGAGGAGGAUUGCUCACGUACCCAACCCUCUCCUGGCCACCAGUAAGUCCUGGCCCCGCCCUCUCGGACCCCCAACCCCAGCAUCUGGGGUACAGGGGGAAGCAGCACCCUGGGAACUUCCCUGAUUUGUUUGGCCUUGAGCACCACCUUGCGGGGCCCUGGUGACUGGCUGACUGUGGUGUAGGGACAGACUCAAGCCCUGGGAUGCUGGAGGCCACGAGUCAGUGGGGACUAUCCCAGUCCAGGGACCCUCAGUGGGACUUGCCUGGGCCUACCUGGGGUGGGCAGCAGCUCUGAAGGUCAGGUGUGGAGUAGACCUAUCUGUGCUGAGCACAGCCCCUGAGAACACAUCCUGCCUCGGCAGUCGGGGCUGCAUCUUAUAUCUCCCAGGGAAGGUCUUGCCAUCAGGACAGACCACUUCUCACUAGUCAUGACGUGAGCCUGUGACCCAAUCAGGAAGAGCUGCUGGGCCUGGUCCUCUUCC
Messenger RNA from Onychomys torridus (southern grasshopper mouse), 2783 nucleotides. It is a transcript of the gene Rexo1, whose product is annotated as RNA exonuclease 1 homolog. The coding region runs from base 154 to 2424 and encodes 756 amino acids. The record is from RefSeq and is a predicted model, not a curated record. The transcript is spliced from 4 exons. NCBI's taxonomy places the organism in Eukaryota, Metazoa, Chordata, Mammalia, Rodentia, Cricetidae.